Lagopus muta (rock ptarmigan) is the source of this 4920-nucleotide messenger RNA. It is a transcript of the gene GEMIN8, whose product is annotated as gem nuclear organelle associated protein 8. NCBI's taxonomy places the organism in Eukaryota, Metazoa, Chordata, Aves, Galliformes, Phasianidae. The record is from RefSeq and is a predicted model, not a curated record. Gene Ontology annotation, cellular component: SMN complex. Gene Ontology annotation, biological process: spliceosomal snRNP assembly. Bases 472 to 1176 code for a protein of 234 amino acids. The transcript is spliced from 5 exons.
AUUUUUAAAGAGCUUGAAGUAGGUGAGGUUGAAGUACUGAGUGCAGGUUGAUGUUUAACACCUUAAAUUAUUAAACUUACACCCAUGGGAUAUGUGGAAAAAUGGGUUCACAGAGGUGACAGUUUGGCUUUGAAUGCCAAAACCAUCUCAGAGCUCAAAAAGUCUCUGAACUAUCUGUUGCUGAAAUCGUGACAAAUGUAACUAUAGGAGCGUUGCAUACGUACUUACUCUGUUUUUCAGAGUAUCUCUUGCUACUCAUUGCCAGAAAUGAGUUACUGAGUUAGGGAGAUCUUUGGUCUGAUUUGGAGAAGAUGCUUCUCAAGGAGCAGAAGCAUUAGCAGCAACAGGCAAAAAAAUAAAGGUUGUACAAGUAUAAACGGAUAAAACGGAUAUGUGGGAUAAAACGGAAGAUAGUGACGUGGAAAAUCAUUCAGUCUCAGCAUUUUAGGCUGUAUAGAGUUAACUGUGAUCAUGGAACAAACUCCACAAGAGAUGGAGGAAGCUGAGCCAUGGUAUUUUCAGAAAAUGUAUGCAAGAUACUGGAAGCACUAUGAUUUAGCUGUGCGCUGGAUGCACAGACACCAGGAGGCCUACAGGAAAGCCAUGGAGUGCUUUUAUCAUGUACCAUGGCCUCCUUAUGCAGCUUGUCCAAGUAGCCGCUACUCAGAUUGGGAUGGGGAUGACCCCCCAUGUACCCACAACCAUUUUUCCAACUAUAGCCCACGUGGCAGAGCUCAGCAGUACAUGGAUGCCCAGCCAGGGAAGGAGGAUGAUGACAGGGAGGAGGAAGAGGAAGACUCUGAAGUGGAGGAAGACUCGGAGUCUGAAGGGGAGUUUGAAUAUGACCUGAGUAACAUGGAGAUCACAGAGGAACUUCGCCAGUUUUUUGCCCAAACAGAGAGGCAUCGAGAGGAACUACGGAGACAGCAGCAACUGGAAGCUGAGCAACAAGAAAUGUACGUGGAGGCUGAUCAAGACCUUUACAGAAACAUGAAGCGUUCUGUGGAGCCACCUGCAGAAAGACCUGGGGCGAGAAGAAUGGCAGAAAUGGAGAAAUUGUACGGUGAUGAAGCUGCCAAAAUCCUAGCUAUGGAGACUGCCAUGCAGCUUAUCUUUGAUAGAAAUUGUGACAAAAAACAGCCCAAAUACUGGCCUAUUAUUCCCCUCAAGCUGUGAGUACCUGGACUGUGCUCUGACUUGGCACAGAGCUGUAGGGACAGUUGCCUCAAGCUGUACUGCUGGAAGCAUCAACUGUUCAUGUCAUUUUUGGAUGGGUUUUAGGGCAGGAUCCAGCAAAGACAAAGUGAUUUUUUUGCCCUAUGUUCCUUUAACAUCACCUGUUGUGAUGGUCAGAAUUCAUUUACAUACAUAUCAUUGCCAAUUAGUAAAAGGGGGAGACAGUAAUUUAACUGUCUGAAGUCUGUUUCACUCAUUUGAUGUCAGCCUGCCUUGACCAUGCAGGUGAGAAAUAUGACAACAUCUAUACCUAAUGAACUGGAAAAAAUUAACAGCAAUUACAAAAUGAAAAGGACUGUACAAAUUGUCAGCUCUUUCCAUUUAGGAAACUAAGUAGUCUUAGUUUCUAAGACUAAGUAUUCUUUAGUCUUUAUAUCUUUUUUAUAUCUCUUUAUAUCUUUUUAAUAUAGCAGCAUUUGGAUCCAGCUUAAUGCAACACAGCUUGAAGUGUUGUGUCUCCUAAUCUUUUGAUUUUCUUCUUUUUUUCCUUUGAGAGCCAGGAGCCCACUGGCCAAGACACAACAUAUCAAAUUACUGUAGCUUGGCCAUUUGAAUUCUUUUUUCAAAUGCAUAUAAUAAAGCAGGAAGCUUUUCUUCAAGACUGAUACUUAUCUGGCAGGAGUUCAACUCUAACAUAAAAUUAGAUAGGAAGAUGUUUUAAUGAAGGAGGUGGGGAGUUUGGGGGAGAAACUUGAUGUGGCCCUGUCUAUUAUAGAUCUGUCCAGCAAAACAGAUCCUUAAGAGGACAAAAUGCUUUUUGGGCAAAUGCCAACAAUUAUUUUUGUCAUUCUAAUAAAAACACCUUAUUGGUUUGAAGCUUGAAGGAAGAUAUAUCAGUCUUUAACUGUGAAGCACUGCUGUUACAUACCACUGUGUGCUGAAGAUCUGUAGUUUGAGUUAAGCACUAUUACCGUGGCAGAGCAAGGGAGCAGCACACUGUUUUAGAUGUGACUGACAUUUGUGUGCCUUUUAUCACAGCAGAGAAUGUCACAAAUUAACUUCUCAUGCCCAUUGUGUCUGGUGUUCUCUGCUACAGUCAGCUAAACCAAACCAAAUCUGAGGUGCAGUUUGGAGACUUUGUUUUUUCCUAGUAGUUACCAUGUUUUUGUAAAUCAGCAUUUUGAGUUCAGUUCUACCUCCCUCACUCCUCAUUAGAUGUGAAGAGAUGAGUUAAACACUGAAAUUAAAAUCCCCCAGUGUUCAAGACUUGUUAUGGAUAUGAUUGAUAUGAAUAACUUAGGCUUGACACACGAGGGAGGCGUGUUCUGAAUUACAGCCCUGCAUUUGUCUUAGCUCUUUUUUUUUUGUUGGAUUUUGUCAGAAAUCUGGUAUUUUGUAUGGAAUUCUUUGUUGACCAAAUAAAUGUUCUUAAUGAUAUAUCGUAAUUGGUUUAAAACAAAAACAUACAGGCCAAACUUCCAUACUUCUGCACUCCAGUUCUCAGAUCUCAAGCCUUCUUUUUGCUGCUGUAUUGGUUAGAGAGAGUUGCAUUAAAACUAGUUACAGUUUUAACACAUAAGCACAAAGAGUGUUGACAGGACUUUCACAGGAAUGCUGAUCAGUACCAUACCACAGAGUAUAUUACAAAAUGAAUAGGAGAGCUGUUGCAUCUGCUGGGGGAAAACUGUGUCUCCAAUCAUAUGCAUAGAUUUCUCUGUUUCUCUUGGAAAUGUUUCCAUUGUGGUGGUGAUGAACUCCCUUGUGCAGUGCACUAAAGAAGAAAGAAGGGAUGCAUAGGACUGGGCUGUUCUUGAUUUCAACCCAGUUCUUAGGAUGGAUGUUUCUGAAUCCAACUGGUUCUGCUAGCAGAAGUCCUGAUCUCAUAAAGUAGUUGUAUAGACCCCAUACAAGACAAACAUGGAAUUCCUUUCUCACUUCAGAUAAAAUAUACAGGAACUUUCUCUGCCUCUGUUUCUUGUAACUGUUUCUAAGAGGUUUUAACAUACGCUGUGAGGUUGGAAAUAGAGAGAUCUGGAUAAAAUAAAAAGUUCCCUAAGAACUAUGCACUAAGAUUGAGCAAGAGGAGUCCACUGUUGCAGACGGUGUUGCUGCCAAAUAAUCUUUUCGCUGCUCCCAGAUUUCAGGACAGGCAGUUGCUGGUGGGCUGUAUUUUGCUGGUUAUUCAGUAGAACCUGGAGAUUUUGUGUUACAGCUUAUUCCGUCUCCUGUGUCAUUUUAGAGUUCUAAGAAAUACCUCAGAAAAGCAUCAUCAUGGAAGCAAGGUAAUUGCAACUCAAAAAUGCACGUGGAGUCAGAAUGUCUGUAACACUUUUCAGUCCUGCAUGCAUGCUUUAUGUUGAAAUGCUCAAGUGACAGACCAUGUACUCCUUUUUUUAUUUUAUUCCCCAGUGGUGAUGGUAUGUCAACCUCAUGAAUGGAAUGCAGCCAUGAUGCUGCAGACUUGAUUUUUCCUUCUCCAGAACAUCACAGUGUUACUUUCAGCUAUACCAACUGCUUGUACAGUCCUGCUGAGAGGAAGUUCUUCAUGGUGGUAGUAGUUAUCUUGAGCUAUUCUCAGCUCUAACAGAAAAAAAAAAUGCAUCUUGCAGUUACAAGCAAAGUUCUCAUACAAGAAAUUAGGGAAACCAGCUUCAGAAACUAUGAUGAUGUGCUACAUGCCAAUAUGCAAACUGCCUCAUCUUCAGAAGCUUGUGGUUGGUUGAAGAUGCUUUUGAAGACUGGAGAAAAGUGGGAAUGGAUCUCUUUUAGUGUACACAUUCUUAAAAGAAAAGAAAAACUUUCAGAACUGGCACAGUAUAAACAUAAAAAUGAAGCAAUGGCCUCUUGUUUCCUAUCAAAAGAAAAAAUACUUACACUUACUUAUACAGUGGUGACGUUGUCAAGGACGCCUGUCCUUGUAGAAUUAUUUCCUCCUAAAGCAGCUGAUGGUUUAAUAUGCCUGUGUAUACAGGGAAACAGAGGAGAUUAAACAAUUUUGAGCAAAAUAACUUAUCAUCAAAAUUAUUGGUAAGUAUUCAUCUUUGUUAUUAGUAGUCCUGUUUAAUGGUUAGCUGCAAAUAUCAUGGAAGGAUCUACAAUGUAGAGCAACUUAAAUUUCUGUAACAGCUUUAAAGAAUUAUGAAUACUUACAUAAUGCACAGUGGACUUUUUCUUUCUUAUGGCUUUUUUGCAGAAGCUUCUCAGUCAUUAUGUGAAAUAAUUUCAAAUAUUGACAUCUUCAUCUGUUGUUACAUUUGUCAGAGCACAACUCAUUGAAUAGAAAUUGAGAAAAGCAAGACACUUUAAUUCAGCUGCUUAAUGUUGGGUUUUUAAGUGAUAUUUGGCAGGCUGGACUGAAUAUCUGUCUGAGAGAAUUAUGGUGUGCCAAGAUUACUGACCAAAUACAGUCUAUCUAAAGGAAGCAUCAAGAACUCAAUUUUCCUUCUAUUUUCAUAAAAGUAUGAAUUAACUGGGAAACAUACUGCUUAAUAAAUAAUGCAGUCUUGCUGUGAAGAAAUUUUGUAUAACCUGCUGUUUUGUCUCCUGCAGUCAUGCUGGACUUUCUCUUAUGUAGAAUGGCAGCCUCCAAAGGACUCUCAGUCACUCCUGAAGGGUGAUUGCACUUAAAGUAUGAAGCUCCACUCCUCUAUGUCCUUGUUCUUAUGUGGCUGGAAUUGCUGAGCAUAGGUUGCAUAGGUGAUGUGCAGUGGAGCUUUGAGUAGGUGAUGGACUGUGACUUUGGUA